This is a messenger RNA of Acipenser ruthenus (sterlet), 4385 nucleotides long. RefSeq names its product WD repeat-containing protein 37. NCBI's taxonomy places the organism in Eukaryota, Metazoa, Chordata, Actinopteri, Acipenseriformes, Acipenseridae. Gene Ontology annotation, cellular component: preribosome, large subunit precursor. The coding region runs from base 1018 to 2373 and encodes 451 amino acids. The transcript is spliced from 13 exons. The record is from RefSeq and is a predicted model, not a curated record. Gene Ontology annotation, molecular function: protein binding.
GUUGUGUUUCAAAUUUCUGUUUGAAAUGCGAGAUGCUUUCUUAUUUAGCGGGACGUGGGACAAACUGUCCAAUUUAGGGACUGUCCCGCACAAUGUGGGACGGUUGGUCCACCUACGUGGGUGUUGCGAUUGUCAUACUGCACCCCCUCCUCUCCACCCAGACAACCUUCAGGCUUUAAAAAAGGCAUAAAUGUCACUGAAACCCGUACUUGGCAGCCAUGUACUGUGUUUCCUGGUUUAUUUUUGCUAUAAAAAGAUUGGCGUGGAAUAAUCCACAGGUAUUCACUGAUGACAUUUGCUGAAUUGUCACCUCAAAUACAGAGAAUGGUGCUCCAUUAUGUUUUGACAGCUGAUACUGUAGACACUGUAUUGUUUAGACACUUUUGUGCUUAUGUGAGCAGUAGUGACAAUGUACCAUGGUAUACUGAGCGGGACUUUCCUGGUUAAAUAUUUCUGUUAUGUAUUGUAAUGUUCAUAGUGUGCGGGGUAUUGAAUUUAUCCAGUAUUCUCUCCCUUCAUUAUUAUUUUAUGGCUGAGGUGUACCUGCACAUUAUUCUGUUUUUUAAGUUGCUUUAUUGAUUUCAGUAGAGUAGUACCUGUUCUCACAUUGUUUGAUAGGGCCCUUACUGUAAGCCAACAGAAGAGAUUAGACUGCAGUGCCUUUUGCCUGCUGAAUGCUAUCAUUAUGUCUAGUAACCAAGGAGACCUUUACUUUUAGGCACAUGAUUGAACAGCUUUGGAAGCAUAAGAGACCAACUGUUUGCUAAUUGCCUGUUUCAAUAUGUGUUUGCAUGUGGCGUUGACAGAACGGAGAAUGGUUAACCUCUGUUUGACGUAGACUGGUCUGAAUGCUGCAGCUUUCCGAAAGCGUAUCAGUUUGGCCUUCUUUGCAAUGUCUAAAAACAUGAGAGUUGAACCAAUGUAAGCAAGCUGAGUUUCUAAAAUGAUUGUUUAUUCUUGGGUGGAUUUUCUAUGAAUUUCUCGACUGAGUACACUGGGAAUAGCAUUUGAAGGAGUAUGGAAGAUUCAAAACUGCCUUCAGCUAUACGACACAAUCUACUUGAGCUCUUUGGACAGAUUGAGCGCGAGUUUGAGAAUUUGUAUAUUGAAAAUGUGGAGUUGCGUCGAGAAAUUGAUACACUUAAUGAGCGCCUGGCAGCUGAAGGACAAACCGUUGACGGAGGAGACCUGAGCAGGGGACCUUUGAAAGCAAAAGCCAGCCACAGUACCAGUCAACUGUCUCAAAAACUGAAGACAACUUACAAGGCGUCAACCAGCAAGAUUGUGUCCAGCUUCAAAACCACAACAUCAAGAGCAGUCUGCCAGCUGGUUAAGGAGUAUGUUGGACACAGAGAUGGAAUUUGGGAUGUUAGGGUCACACGGACACAACCCAUUGUCUUGGGCACCGCAUCAGCAGAUCACACUGCCAUGCUGUGGAGCAUUGAAACGGGAAAGUGCCUUCUUAAAUAUGUGGGUCAUGCUGGGUCAGUAAAUUCAAUUAAAUUUCAUCCAACGGAGCAAGUAGCUCUCACAGCAUCUGGAGACCAGACGGCUCACAUCUGGAGGUUUAUGGUGCAACUGCCCGCCCCACAGCCAACAGCAGACACCAGUCAGGUGUCUGUAGAUGACGAAAUCGACUUUUCUGAUAAAGAUGAAGCUGAUUGUGACGGGGAUGGCUCCAGCGAGUGUCCGACUAUCAGAGUUCCUUCGACUACGCUGAAGAGUCACCAGGGCGUGGUCAUAGCCGCUGAUUGGCUGGUCGGAGGAAAGCAGGUGGUCACAGCUUCGUGGGACAGGGCAGCUAAUCUGUAUGAUGUGGAAACAUCCGAGCUUGUCCAUUCACUUACAGGUCACGAUCAGGAGUUAACCCAUUGCUGUACUCAUCCCACACAGCGUCUUGUGGUCACUUCAUCUCGUGACACCACCUUCCGUCUCUGGGAUUUUAGAGACCCUUCCAUACACUCUGUGAAUGUCUUUCAGGGUCACACUGACACUGUUACAUCAGCCGUUUUCACUGUGGGGGAUAAUGUGGUUUCUGGCAGCGAUGAUCGUACUGUAAAGGUUUGGGAUUUGAAGAACAUGAGAUCUCCAAUAGCAACCAUCCGUACCGACUCCGCGGUGAACAGGAUUAGUGUAUCUGUGAGCCAAAGAAUAAUUGCUCUUCCACAUGACAAUCGUCAGGUCAGACUGUUUGAUAUGGCAGGAGUCCGGUUAGCUCGCCUUCCUCGCAGCAACAGACAGGGUCACCGUCGAAUGGUGUGCUGUUCAGCCUGGAGUGAAGACAAUCCCAUCUGCAACUUGUUCACCUGCGGGUUCGACCGGCAAGCCAUUGGAUGGAAUAUCAACAUCCCUGCCCUGCUGCAGGACAAAUAAGGGUUAGAACCGCUCUCAAGUCAUGAAGUGUUACCCACUGAAGUGUUUGUGCUGAGCUUGGAUCAAUGUGAAACUUUCUCCAGGGAGAAAGUCUUGUGUAUGUGUUGUAUUUGCACCUGUGUGCACCCUGCAUGGAAUGUAUAUAAAACGUGGGAGUGUUUUGGUUUUAAACUACCCUAUAUGCCAAUAUUUCAGUAUAUGAGCUCUUGUGUAUUUUUCUAUUUUGUUUUGGUCAUUAGAAAAACUUUAGUCUGGUAAAUGUUAAAUUGCACAUAAGUUAUUAUAAAAGCUUCAGCAGAAAAAGAAACAAAAAAGUAACAGCCUUCUGACACUCUUAUGGUUCAGAUGUGAAAUGUGUUAGUCGUAAAGGUUAGAGUCAGUUUUGUUACCUAGACGUUACACAUCUGCUUUAUUCUUCUUGCCUUGUAUAUUUAAAGAUAUAAACCAUACAUGGCUGAAUGUUGAAAUAUUAAUAUAAACUUCACGAGUGUACAAUUCCACUGUGUACUGUUUGGGAUUGGCAUACAGUAGUGUAAUGCAGGUGAAAGGUUGUCAUCUAGGCUUGUGAACAGCUGUAUGUAAAGGAUCUUAAGAAAGAGAGUUACUGAUGAACUUUUUAUUUUUAACUGCAUUUAUACAGAAUUUUACAGGACCUUGUUUUAACCCUAUUUUGUAGAUCUGUGCCACCAUCGUUUUAUGAACUGGGAGGGGAAGGGGGGUAGUUUGUUUUAGCUUCAGGAAUGAACUGACAGUUUUCAGAAUUUGGAGAAAUAAGUAUUUAAGGGUAAAAAAUAGCCCAAUAGAUUGUAAACUGUUGUACUUUUCUGUGUGUAGAGUAUGAGUGCAGAUGGUUGAACACAGUAACUGUUUAUACACUAAGUAGUGUGAUUAUUGUAUAAAACUAGUAUAUAGAACAUUUUGGGCACACUUUAAGUACCUUAAAAACAUUUUUGGCUUACUGCCUCACUUUAAGUAUUAAACAUUUACAAACAUUUGAAACCUAAAUAUUGAGCCACACCUAGGAGACACAGGUUAGGAUCUUAAAACAUUGAUUUUUAUAUGCUGUAAACUCUGAACAUCUUGCUUGUAGUUUUGAGGCACAUCACUAUUUGCCCUUGAAUGUAACAGAUACAAAUCAACCAGGCCCUUCUGUGCAUGUUAUUUGUUAAAGCAGUGCUUGCUGAUUUGAUCAGCUGUUGUUUGACAAGGGAUCCAGGAACGUGUUCGCUUCUUACAAGCUGAGAUUAUCUAUUUGUCAGUGUGUUAGUCAGUAUUUUACAAAAUGUUCAGGUUCCUUUUUUUUUUUUUUUUUUUUUUUUGCAGUUUAUGUUUUCCUUUCCACUCUAAAUAUCAUAACUGUAUUCACAUUUAAUUAAAAUGUAGGUGAUUUGUGUUUUUCUAAAUCUUUGUAUUGUUCAUUGUUUUUUAUAGAUACAUUACUGUCUUUCAUUUCUCAGACUUGAAAACAACUCUGCUUGCAAACCUAGUAAAGGUGACCCUUUUAUUGUUUUGCAGAUUUAAAUUAACGCUACAAAGUAACAUGCCCUGUUUCAUCACUAAGUGACACAAAGAUACUUGACAUUUUAUUUCAAAAUCCAAUUAAAAAAGCUUUCUAAACUUGUUUCUGCAUGGAACUUGCAUUUUCUUUUCUUUUUGCCUUUUAACCCAGCCUAAAGGAGAAGUUGUUAAUAAGCAUUAGAACACGUGUUUAAAGGUCAAUGCAGAGUCAGCGGAUCGUUUUGUUCUCUGUGUAACUCCUGCGACACAAGCUCAAUAUAAUCGCUGGGUAUUAAAAAUAGAGAACUGCCAAUUUUGCAGUUGUCAAAAACACAUAGAAAACGGAGAACCUGGUGCAGGUGGAAAUUGCACAGACAAUAGCUGAGUACUUUCAAAUAAACUGUGUCGUUUGAUCUGCAAUACAAACAGUAAUUUAGCUUGACAGUGAUAAUAGUAGUGUAUGAAGAACAUGAGCUUGUAAAUCCUAAUAAAAUAUGGUGAUUUUGUUUAAUUCA